This is a messenger RNA of Venustampulla echinocandica, 492 nucleotides long. RefSeq lists its product as uncharacterized. The transcript has a single exon. NCBI's taxonomy places the organism in Eukaryota, Fungi, Ascomycota, Leotiomycetes, Helotiales, Pleuroascaceae. Bases 1 to 492 code for a protein of 163 amino acids. The record is from RefSeq and is a predicted model, not a curated record.
AUGUCUGGCAAUCUGGGGGCCGGAGACAAGGAACAGCAAGCGUUCUCACCUGGUAUCUCCGGGCACAGGCUGCGAAUCAUCGCUGAGACCGUGGAGAAUCUGGAGAUGCUUCGUUCUGCUCGGUCUCGAUGUCUCGAUGUCUCGAUGUCUCGCCAGCAGAGACAACGGAGGCAGCAGCAACCGCCGCAGCAGCAGAAAACCACCAUUUGCCGAGCGUCUCCCUCUCCCUCUCCCUUUCGCUACCUCUCAGAGUCUCCAACUCCAAGUCUCCAAGUCUCCAAGUCCCAAAGUCUCACAGUCUCAAAAUCGCAGAAUCGCAGGCUCAUAGCUAUUGCGGUGAUAGACAGCCGAGUUGCCUCUUCCAGCCGCUGGAGAGUACGCGUACGUACGGUCGUACCCGACUCGAUUAUUCCGUGCUCUGGAGAAUCAGGAACAUCAGAGGCUGAAGACGCUGCGGUGCCGCGUUUCCCGGACGGAGGCAUUAACCUGUAG